UAACCAAGGUACCCUUCAACGCGUGUAUUUCUAUGCUUUUGAUAUUGAUCUUGCAUCUUCAACCUUGGUCACAGGUAUGCUUUCCGUCCACGUAUUCAUCGGGCUGCUUCUCCUCUCCCUGCACGCUCCUCCAUAUUCCGCUGCCGUCGACGAUACUCUCGCAGCGGGUCAAGUGCUCGCCGUCGGUGAGAAGCUCGUCUCGAGGAACGGCAAGUUCGCGCUCGGCUUCUUCCAGCCAAGUGCAAUAGCCAUCAGUAAGUCAUCCAACUACACUAACGCCCUCGGUUGGUACCUUGCCAUUUGGUUCAACAAGAUCCCGGUUUUCACCACUGUAUGGGUCGCCAAUAGGGAGAGGCCAAUCACCGUUCCUCGGCUCAAUUCAACAUGGCUAAAAAUGUCAGGAGAUGGCAACCUCUACAUCCUAGACCAUGCCACUAAUUCCAUCAUCUGGUCCACUGAUCACGUCGUUAAUACGACAACGGAAACCGGCAUGAACACGAGUGCCACUCUCCUGAAUAGCGGAAACCUCGUAAUACGAAACCCGUCAGGUGUAGUCUCGUGGCAGAGCUUCGACAACCCAACUGACGUUGUUCUUCCCGGUGCCAAGUUUGGCUGGAACAAGGCCACUGGGUUGAAUCGCCUUGGGAUAUCAAAGAAGAGCCUCAUCGAUCCAGGCCUUGGAUCAUACAGUGUUGAACUAGACACGACUGGUGCCAGAGGGCUGAUCCUCAAGCAUCGCAACCCUUCCAUGGAGUACUGGUCAUCUGAUAGAGCACUGAUUAUACCGGUACUUAAGUCUUUGUUUGAGAUGGAUCCACGGACCAGAGGCUUGAUUACCCCGGCAUACGUCGAUAAUAGUGAAGAGGAGUACUAUAUCUACACUAUGUCGGAUGAAUCAUCCUCUGUGUUUGUGUCGUUAGAUGUUAAUGGGCAGAUCAAGAUGUAUGUAUGGUCACGAGCAAACCAGUCUUGGCAAAGCAUAUAUGCACAGCCUGUUGAUCCUUGCACCCCCUCUGCUACCUGUGGACCUUUCACCAUCUGCAAUGGUAAUUCCACUCAAACAUGUGACUGUAUGGAGAGUUUUUCUGUGAAGUCACUGUGGGAUUGGGAGCUUGAUGAUAGAACAGGAGGGUGCAUCAGAGAUACCCCAUUGCAUUGUGUAAGUGACAAAAACAUGACAAGUUCAACUGACAUGUUCCAACCUAUAGGUCUUGUUACAUUGCCCUAUGACCCCCAAAUUAUGCAAGAUGCUACAACUCAGGGUGAAUGUGCACAAGCUUGUCUCAGUGAUUGCUCUUGCACAGCUUAUUCUUAUCAAAAUAGUAGAUGCUCUGUCUGGCAUGGGAAAUUACUUAAUGUAAAUAAAAAUGAUGGCAUUUACAUUAAUGCGGACAAUGUUCUGCACCUUCGUCUUGCUGCCACAGAUUUCCAAGAUUUGAGUAAAAACAAAAGAAAAACAAAUGUUGAACUUGUUGUGGGCGCAAGCAUUGUUAGUUUUGUGUUAGCAUUGAUCAUGAUACUGCUAAUGAUUAGAGGGAACAAAUUCAAGUGUUGUGGUGCACCAUUCCAUGACAAUGAAGGCCGUGGUGGAAUAAUAGCCUUUCGAUACACUGAUUUAGCUCAUGCUACUAAAAACUUCUCGGAAAAAUUAGGAGCAGGUGGGUUUGGCUCAGUAUUCAAAGGAGUGUUAACUAACAUGGCUACCAUAGCAGUGAAAAAGCUUGAUGGUGCCCAUCAAGGUGAGAAGCAAUUUAGAGCUGAGGUGAGCUCCAUUGGAAUUAUCCAACAUAUCAACUUAGUCAAAUUGAUCGGCUAUUGUUGUGAGGGUGAUAAGAGAUUGCUGGUAUAUGAACACAUGUUAAAUGGUUCUCUUGAUGUUCAUCUAUUUCAGAGCCAUGCAGCUGUCCUAAAUUGGAUUACCAUGCACCAAAUAGCCAUAGGAGUUGCUAGAGGAUUGUCUUACUUGCAUGAGAGUUGUCGUGAAUGCAUCAUACAUUGUGACAUUAAACCAGAAAACAUACUUCUCGAUAUAUCAUAUUUUCCAAAACUUGCAGACUUUGGGAUGGCAACAUUUGUAGGAAGAGAUUUUAGCCGAGUUCUAACUACUUUUAGAGGAACUGUAGGGUAUCUUGCACCAGAGUGGAUUAGCGGAGUUGCUAUUACUCCAAAAGUUGAUGUUUACAGCUUUGGUAUGGUGCUAUUUGAAAUCAUAUCGGGAAGGAGGAAUUCUCCUGAAGUACACACUAGUGGUAAUUAUGAUGCUACUUAUUUCCCUGUGCGAGCGAUUAAUAAGCUGCAUGAGGGAGACAUGAGUAGUUUAGUGGACCCAAGAUUACAUGGUGACUACAAUUUGGAUGAGGUUGUCAGGGUCUGCAAAGUUGCUUGUUGGUGUAUCCAAGAUGAUGAGUUCGAUCGGCCCACAAUGCGUGAAGUGGUCCGGGUUCUUGAGGGUCUACAAGAGCUUGAUAUGCCCCCAAUGCCAAGGCUACUUGCGACUUUAACAAACUUCUCUGCUGUGGCUUCAAUGUAAUUGUGUUUUCUUCUACUUUCUGCAAAUUAUAAUUCUACAUGGAAAACAUUGAUAAAGAAAACAUGGUUAUACUUGCUAAAUUAUAUCUUUUUAUUUAAUUGAUGGCUGCUUAUGGUAAGCAAGUAUUGUAUCAAAUCAAAGAAGAACAAUAAACAUGUCUUUGUUUUGA
Messenger RNA from Oryza sativa Japonica Group (Japanese rice), 2699 nucleotides. Its product is annotated as G-type lectin S-receptor-like serine/threonine-protein kinase At2g19130. NCBI's taxonomy places the organism in Eukaryota, Viridiplantae, Streptophyta, Magnoliopsida, Poales, Poaceae. Gene Ontology annotation, biological process: protein phosphorylation; recognition of pollen. The record is from RefSeq and is a predicted model, not a curated record. Gene Ontology annotation, molecular function: ATP binding; protein serine/threonine kinase activity.